Ilex paraguariensis (yerba mate) is the source of this 1976-nucleotide messenger RNA. Lineage: Eukaryota; Viridiplantae; Streptophyta; Magnoliopsida; Aquifoliales; Aquifoliaceae. The record is from the annotation of a GenBank genome assembly.
UUAUUUAAAAUUAUAGCGUAACAUUGCUCUUUAAAAUUAUCAGAAACCAUAGCGGCGAUCAGUCUUAUUUUCCGUCGUGAAGAAGCUGCGUCUGAUGAGUAGGGUUGUAGCAGGGUUCGGUUUGCACCUCUCCCCCUUUUCUCUCUUUUCCGUCAAUUCAGAGCUUAUGGUUCGUUCUUCGUUAUCUCUCAUCGAUCUACAGUAGCUAAAUAGAAAUAGCAACCCGUUAUUUUCUCUGUUUGAACUAUAAGUAACUAGUUUGGGUGGUAGCUUUUUUUAUUUUCAUGGAAUUUAUUCCAGUGGAUCAGAACAGAACAAAUUUCUGCUUGAGGAAAAGGAAUUUGUGUUCUUUUUGAUCUAUUUCCAAGAUUUAGGACUAAUUGUAAUUCUGAGUUUAUCAAAUUGCUUGAAGAAGACCUGUAUUCAUAUGUUUUUUUUUGUGGAAAAAUUUACCAGAAACUAUUACCAUUGGAUCAAAUAGAGCAGUACCAUUGGAUCAAAUAGAGAAGUAGGAUACUUAUAUAUUGGUUUAUAAUUUUUUGAAAAUUGGGGGUUUUCUGUGUUACAGAGAACGCUUGUGAAACUUACAUGUGCGUAUGUUUGAGUAUAAUGUGCUGAAGAUGCUUAUUGCGGUCUGAUUCUGUAGUGAAAUUAACCGGGAUACGAAUAUCUUGUGUUUGAUCAUUUAGUGUACACUAGGUCAGUUAUAUGGUACGUAGUUUUAUCAUAACCAAGCUUUGAAGCUGCAACUUUGUGGUGCGAUUUCUCAAACAUACCUCCUUGGAAGCAGUUUGCUGAUUACACUCUUAAUGGGACAAUUUCUUCGCUAUAUGGCAAUGUGUUUUGUUAAUGGAGGGAAGCACCAGUCCUCGCCGUCUCACCUUUAUUUGGCUCCCUGCUUGUAAUGCUUGCUUUGGGAUUUGUGGCUGUGAAGUAGCAUGUAUUUUUUUUUUUUGAAAACAAUGAUUGAGAGUAUGUUUAGCUGAUUGCAUGUUUGUUUUGAUAGAAUAUUAGAUGGAGGUACUCCAGAAAGAACCGACAGUAUUUGCAGUUGAGAAUCUGAAAGAUGCUGGGAUUGGGGAGUUUGAUGUGGAGGCUUCUGAGUCUGAAUCAGACUCAAAAGGAGAUGAGGAUGUGAAGUUGACUGAACCUUCAAAGAAGAGUGGAUAAACAAGCUUUCUGUUGAUAUUGAUCGAGAACAAGAGGUGGAUGUGAAUGAUGACUUGACGCAGGAGCUUGCUUUUUAUACACAGGCAUUGGAGGGUACAAGACAGGCCCUCUUGAAGUUUCAUUCUAUGGGGCUUCCUUUCCUAACGACCUCUGUUUUCUACACUGAGAUGGUGAAGUCUGAUACUCUCAUGGAGAAGGUUAAGGACAGGCUCUUAGUGCUGCUCCUGGGGAUCGAUCCGGAGGGAAGGCAAGACAAGGAGGUGGAAAGGGGAAGAAAGGAUCUGAUAAAAACAGAAAACAUAGGGAAUUCAGGGAUUCCAGGUUUGGAUUUGGAGGCAGGAAAGGUUUAAAAAAGCAGAACACUGCCGAGACUACCAAUGAUUUUAGAGGUCUCAACAACAGAUUUCUCUGGAAAUAAGAAGAGGAAGAGGUGAUAAACAUUUGUCUGAUUUAGACUCAUUCAGUUGUGAAUAGUAUGGACAAAAUUAAGGGCUGUGGGCAGUUAGAAUUUCGCAUAAUAGAUGAAAUGAAAACAGAUCUCUACCGCAGUGAACUCGUAUUCGUCGAGAAGGUGGAUCCGACAACCAGGAAUGAGUUGUAAGGGCCAAAAGAAAGCCUAAGGAGUGGUGAUGAAUUGUUCGUGGGGCUGAACCGAUGCUGGUGGCUCGCAAGGGUUCCUGGAACACAGAAAACAGGUUAGAAGUGCGCCGGAGUGUCGUCUGGCGUAUCCCCUCCGACGAUUAAUUCAAUUUCUUGAGAAAGAGGAAGAUGAAAACACUGUAUGGCUCUUGAAAGGUAAUUUUGCG